Engraulis encrasicolus (European anchovy) is the source of this 1827-nucleotide messenger RNA. Its product is annotated as glycogenin-1-like. Gene Ontology annotation, cellular component: cytoplasm. The coding region runs from base 267 to 1799 and encodes 510 amino acids. Lineage: Eukaryota; Metazoa; Chordata; Actinopteri; Clupeiformes; Engraulidae. Gene Ontology annotation, biological process: glycogen biosynthetic process. The transcript is spliced from 9 exons. The record is from RefSeq and is a predicted model, not a curated record. Gene Ontology annotation, molecular function: glycosyltransferase activity.
UUCCGAAAUAGAACAACGGAAGACUACAGGAGGUUCCAAACUAGAACUACGGAAGACUAGAGGAGGUUCCGAAAUAGAACAACGGAAGACUACAGGAGGUUCCAAACCAGAACUACGGAAGACUACAGGAGGUUCCAAACUAGAACUACGGAAGACUACAGGAGGUUCCUGGCAAACGGGACCAGGAUCUUCACUCGCUGUCUUCACCUCUUAUACUGUGAUCCAAACGACUAGCUCUGUAAAACUGUUCUUCUCACGGCAGGCCAAUGGCAGCCGGCCCGGUGGAGGACCAGGCCUUCGUUACCCUGGCGACCACUGAUGCCUACUGCAUGGGGGCGCUGGUGGUGGGCAAGAGUCUGCGUCGCCAUGGUACCCGGAGGAGGACCGUCGUCAUGGUGUCCCCUAACGUGUCCCAGGAAGCACGGCGUCCUCUAGAGCGUGUGUUUGAUGAGGUGGUGCAGGUGGACGUCCUAGACAGCGGUGACCGCGCCCAUCUGGCCUGGCUGGGGAGACCUGACCUUGGGGUGACCUUCACCAAGCUCCACUGCUGGACCCUCAUACGCUACCGCAAGGCCGUCUUCCUAGACGCCGACACACUCGUGCUGUGUAAUGUGGAUGAUCUGUUUGAGAGAGAGGAGUUCUCCGCGUCUCCUGAUCCCGGCUGGCCCGACUGCUUCAACUCCGGCGUCUUCGUGUUCCGGCCGUCGCUACACACACACUCCUCACUGCUGCAACACGCAGCACAGCACGGCAGCUUUGACGGUGGAGAUCAGGGUCUUCUGAACUCCUUCUUCGGUGACUGGGCUCGGACGGACAUCAGCAGGCAUCUGCCGUUCACAUACAACCUGAGUGCCAACGCAUUCUACUCAUACCUGCCUGCCUUCAACAGAUUUGGUCAUGAUGCAAAGAUUGUCCACUUCCUGGGCGGGGCCAAACCCUGGCACUAUAGCUACAACCCACAGGCCUAUCAGGAUUCAGGAUCUCCGCUGGACCAAUACGUGAAGCUCUGGUGGGCGGAGUAUCACAGGGAGGCUCCUCCCACCGAGCAGAAGUUACAAGUUACAACUAGAAAACAUGUACUCCACUCCCCCUUCUCUCUCCUCAUUCCUCUCCUCUCCUCUGCUCCUCACUGCUCUCCUCUCCUCUCCUCUCCUCUCCACUUUGCUCUGUUGAUCUCCUCCUCUCCUCCUCAUUCUUCUAUUCUCUUGUUCGACUAUUAUCUUCUCUUUUCCUGUACUCUCUCGCUCCUCUCCUCUCCUCCACUCCUCUCUUCUCCUUUCCUCUGCUCUUUCGCUCCGCUCCUCUUCUCCUCCUCUGCUCCUCAGAGUCUCCUGUUCCAGUCUUCUCCACCUCCUGCGCCUCCUCCUCCUCCUGGUCUGGCGUCCGCGUCUCUGCUCCCUGCUGAGGUCUGCUUUCCCCCGCCGCAGCUGCUCGCCUCUCUGCCCCCCGAGGUCCGCUCUCCGUUGCCCCGGCGACCCCCGCCAGCCCCCACUGACCUCACCCUCCACGUCCUGCCGCCCCCCUCCGCACCCCGGACACCCGUCGCCAUGAGGACGAAUCCCGAGGAUACACGUUCUGAUUGGACAGAACAACAAGACCCGCCCCCCGGAGAGGGAGGCGGAGCCUCUGGGUCUGAUUCGUCCAAUCAAGCUCACGACACAUCUCAUGAACAUCAGCAGGUGGAGAGUGAGGAGGAGAGGGCUCAUCGUCGGCGUAUGUGGGAGGAAGGACACGUGGAUUACCUCGGCAAGGACGCCUUCCAGAACAUACGCAAGAAACUGGACCGCUUCCUACACUAGACACACACACACACACACACACACACAC